Molecule: messenger RNA, 542 nt
Organism: Mollisia scopiformis
Lineage: Eukaryota; Fungi; Ascomycota; Leotiomycetes; Helotiales; Mollisiaceae
Exons: 1
Coding region: 171-497 (108 amino acids)
Source: RefSeq, a predicted model, not a curated record
CGUGCUGAGCUCAUUGAUAUCGGAAGGCGCAAAUGGCUUUGUCACACGAACACCACAAGUGAAUUGCUUAUCAAGUCAACAACGAUCCAUAGGAGACUGUAGAGAGGCCAACGAAGAUGGAAAUCUGUUGAUGCAGAAGGAUUUGAUGUGUGGAAGCAGUCGGUGUGUUGAUGAAAUGCUUUACAAAGGCAGCCCAAGCUUGGCUCUGUCUGUCAGCCGUGCCUCCGCCUCCCAGCCUUGUCCACCAGAAGUGGAUCAGUGGAUUUCACAUGACGAAACAUCGUGCGAUUCAACGCAUCAAAGUUGGAGAGGAAGUCGUCUGGGUGUUUGCAUUCAUAUUUGAUUUGUCUAUGUAUCUCAGAACACUAUACUCAACGGAAGCCAUCGUCUCCAUAUGCCCUCAUCACGGAGUCCGAAGACCGCUUUUCCCCAUACGCCAUACCAUGCAAAGACCCCAAAACCCCAGACUGCAAGGAAAAUGGAGCGUCGUUAUCUAGUAUGUUCGGGCCAAAUUUCGGAGGUACCAAUCAACCAGUUUACGA